Macaca mulatta (Rhesus monkey) is the source of this 1890-nucleotide messenger RNA. RefSeq names its product family with sequence similarity 118 member B (gene SIRAL1). Lineage: Eukaryota; Metazoa; Chordata; Mammalia; Primates; Cercopithecidae. The record is from RefSeq and is a predicted model, not a curated record.
GUGGUGCGGGGUGGGGCCUGGACGAGUCACGGGGGUUAGGUGCGCGCUCAGUGCGGCUGCGCCGGCCGGUAGCUGCAGCUGGAGCAGUGGCGUUUGGAGGAGACUCGAAACUGGAUGGCUUCUACAGGGAGCCAGGCCUCUGAUAUAGACGAGAUUUUUGGAUUCUUCAGUGAUGGCGCACCCCCCACCAAAAAGCCCAGGAAGCUGCUUCCAAGCUUAAAAACUAAGAAGCCUCGAGAACUUGUGCUAGUGAUUGGAACAGGCAUUAGUGCUGCAGUUGCGCCUCAAGUUCCAGCCCUCAAAUCCUGGAAGGGGUUAAUUCAGGCUUUACUGGAUGCUGCCAUUGAUUUUGAUCUGUUAGAAGAUGAGGAGAGCAAAAAGUUUCAGAAAUGUCUCCAUGAAGACAAGAACCUUGUCCAUGUUGCCCAUGACCUCAUCCAGAAGCUCUCUCCUCGUACCAGUAAUGUUCGAUCCACAUUUUUCAAGGACUGUUUAUAUGAAGUAUUUGAUGACUUGGAGUCAAAGAUGGAAGAUUCUGGAAAACAGUUACUUCAGUCAGUUCUCCACCUGAUGGAAAAUGGAGCCCUCGUAUUAACUACAAAUUUUGAUAAUCUCCUGGAACUGUAUGCAGCAGAUCAGGGGAAACAGCUUGAAUCCCUUGACCUUACUGAUGAGAAAAAGGUCCUAGAGUGGGCUCAGGAGAAGCGGAAGCUGAGCGUGUUGCAUAUUCAUGGAGUCUACACCAACCCUAGUGGCAUUGUCCUUCAUCCAGCUGGAUAUCAGAAUGUGCUCAGGAACACUGAAGUCAUGAGAGAGAUUCAGAAACUUUACGAAAACAAGUCAUUUCUCUUCCUGGGCUGUGGCUGGACUGUGGAUGACACCACUUUCCAGGCCCUUUUCCUGGAGGCUGUCAAGCAUAAAUCUGACCUAGAACAUUUCAUGCUGGUUCGGAGAGGAGACGUAGAUGAGUUCAAAAAGCUUCGAGAAAACAUGCUGGACAAGGGGAUUAAAGUCAUCUCCUAUGGAAAUGACUAUGCCGAUCUUCCAGAAUAUUUCAAGCGACUGACAUGUGAGAUCUCCACAAGGGGUAGAUCAGGCUGUAGUACAUGAGCGAGCUAGAGAAAUCACCACCGUUAGACCAAGCUGUAAGGCCCUACCACGGACAGUGUUUAACAAAUAAACUUACAAGAACCCAACACAACUCCCAGAAAGUAACAAUAGUCAGAGGUUGAAGGGCGGGGUAGAAGAGGGGGGAAUGUUCCAGCGUAAUCCUUCAUACCACCUGGUUCUUGAUAUUCUGCUGCCUGUUCAAGAAUAAAAGUGACAGCAGGACCCAAAUGCAGCUCCCGACCCACUCCCCAGGCUGGACAUGCUUGUGUCCGCACAGCACACCAAUGUGAUACCUCCACUGACUGGCUGCAGCUCUGCAUGGACUCGGGGUCUAGAUGCCAUGGAAUCACUGUGGCUCUUGUUGCAGUUUUGUACUCUAUACUUGGUUUUUCAAUUAAGCUUAAUGGCUUUUUUAAAACAUGACUUGAAGCUCUAGUUUUCUAGAUCUUUUACAGUGUACAGUAUUUUACAUAACUGAGCUGUAUUAAAAGCUUGUUCAUUUACUUGCCAGGACCCUGGCUCUACUUUGAGAGUCAUUGUAGAAGACUCUAACUUGCAUCACGGUACUAACUAAUAAGCUUAAUUUUACUAACCCCAAUUUUAAAGGUUCUGACAUCUUUCACCUUGGGGUGAUCUCAUUCUUAGGACAACCGUUUACUUACCUGAUUCCUUGGAGUAAACUUCUGCUCUGUUGUCCUCACCAUAUAUAAGCCCUAGAACUAUAGUUAGUGUGUUGUGGAAUUUUAGUUUUGAAUCCUGUAUAAAAGAACUCCAAGACCU